Molecule: messenger RNA, 3312 nt
Organism: Laetiporus sulphureus 93-53
Lineage: Eukaryota; Fungi; Basidiomycota; Agaricomycetes; Polyporales; Laetiporaceae
Exons: 18
Coding region: 51-3053 (1000 amino acids)
Biological process (GO): phosphatidylcholine biosynthetic process
Molecular function (GO): phosphatidylethanolamine N-methyltransferase activity
Source: RefSeq, a predicted model, not a curated record
GUUCCUUCGGGGUUUACGUCCUGCUCUGGUUCAACACCACGACGACGACCAUGUCGACAGACGAGCCAUCAACCUCUCUCAGACGCAGGCGCCCAAGCCUGCCGGAUGCGCCAUCGGCCACGACCACUCAUGACUCGGACACGCGCAAGACGGAAGAAGUCGUGUGGGGUAAAACACCUGGAGGCGAAGUCUUUCGUGUACCAACUACACAUGACGUCCUGACGGCCUUAUUCCACCCUUCAUAUCCGAAAUCUCAUCUAGACAUGCUGAAUCUAGGAUUGCUCGGGCUCCAAAUUGUGCUAUUUUUGGCUCUUCCACGUCAAGUUGCUAGAGUUUUCUUUCUGAUUUAUUUUGCAUUCUGGCGUGCCGCAUACGAUCUGGGACUUGGAUGGGUGCUCACGAAACAGAGCAAAAGGAAAUGGAUGGUGCGAGAAGUUCAGCGGCUUGGAUGGCUUGACGAAACACGAUGCCCAAGAAUACGUAGCUGGAUCAAGCAACAGCUGGUGGGGAAAAUGGGCAAGGAUUAUUCAUUCGAUAAACUUCCUUUGGAGUACAAUACGUGGCUGCUUUUCCGGCAAUUGGUGGAUAUAAUUCUGCUCAAUGAUUUUCUUGCAUACUGCAUGUUCGCUUUCACGUGUUUUCGUGUACCCGAAGAUCUCUCGACUGCGGUACAUGUUCUGAGAUGGAUAGGAGGCAUUGCCCUGAUUGCAUUCAACCUCUGGGUCAAGACAGAAGCACACAAUGUCGUCAAAGACUAUGGUUGGUACUGGGGCGAUGUAUUCUUCCAGCGAGGUGCACUCGUCUUUGACGGUGUGUUCGAGCUGGCCCCGCACCCUAUGUACUCCGUUGGGUACGCCGGAUACUACGGCCUGUCCCUCAUUAUCGGCAGCUAUCUGCUACUUUUCGUUAGUCUUGCCGCUCACGCGGCUCAGUUUGGCUUCCUCGUCUUCUUCGAGAACCCUCACAUUGAGCGAACCUACGGUCAGCGCAAGCCUCUCGCUAUGAGAUCGCCUCUGGUUUUGGCCGUUACCGUCAAAUCCCACCAGACCUCAGAGUACCAAUCUCGACAACGUUCAAGUUCAUCUGUCUCUUCGGUGCUAGAAUCCGCUACGCCUUCUGUGACUGAUGGAGAAAGUGCGACCGACACGGAUGACAUUCUGACCGAGACUGAGACGGAGAUGGAGUUCGAGGCCAGUGCCUCGGGACCGAAGAACAAGCACCGUUCAUUACCUUCAAUUGUUUCAGCAUCUAGUGACAAUGGGUGUGCUGUUCUGAGACGCAGCGAUUCCCCGCGCCUGUCGCAACAUGAUUUGAUGAACCGCUAUUUCAGGAAGGACACGAUUUUCUUGCACAACGUUGAUCUAUUACGCUCUUCGGACUUCCAGUUGCUCUUGAUAAUCUUGUACCCUCUAGUCGCUUCUUUUCUUCCCCCGCUCUCACAUCGCAGUGCACUCGUGCUGCACUUCGUUCAUGCUCUGGCCUGGUGUCUGUUCCAUUCCUUCGGCCUGGGCCUUCUGUUGCGCGCCCAGUCGCAGAGGAAAUUCCUUGUGCGGCAUUUUCUUAAGCACUACCACUAUCCGCAGCGUGACCGCGCCAAGGGCGCCGUGCUUGAAGCGUUCUCCAACUGGAAGGUGAUGUACAACUUAAGCAUGUGUAUGACUUACGUCUCUUCCGUUGGUCUCGUUUGGAAAACGUACACAAUACCUCAGGAUUGGACGGUCGGAAACGAGCUCCUGCGGCACACCCUCGGCGCAAUUCUCAUCGGACUCCAUAUUUGGGCCUCGAUGGAGUCAUACGAGGUCCUGGGAUUGUUCGGUUGGUUCUUCGGAGACUUCUUCAUGGAGGAAUUCCCUGCACAUGUUGAGUAUACUGGCAUCUACCGUUAUCUCAACAAUCCCGAGGUUAUGAGUGGAGCGGCGUUCUUCGGGCUCACGCUGAUCAGCGGUAGCAAACUAGUAUUUGCUCUCGCUGUGAUCCGGCUUCUAUCUCAGUGGUGGUUCUUGAGCAAGGUCGAAAACCCUCACAUGCGAAAGUUGUACGGCGAUUCGCUGCGGAACGAUGCAGGGUUUGUCAAGGUUAUCAAGAAGGUUGCCAAUAAGAACGCACGUCUGCUCGAGUCGCGCGCGGGCCGGCAUGCCCCGGAGAUCAAGAGAGUCGCAAAAGAAAUGAAGGGAACAUUUGACAAGGUUUGUGAAGAGACCGCAGACGUCGUGGAAGAGUUCCUCGCCAAAUCCCGGCCGAAGAUCUCGGGCGUCAUGCAGGAUACCAAGGUUCUUCUCCAACAAUCGAGGGAGAAGCUGGUCAUUUCCCGCGUUGCCAGCGACUUGUCAUUGUACGACACCGCCAAGUACAAGGUCUCCAUCGUUCCCAGCCCUUGCACAAACGGUACCUUGCAUUUUCACUUGGGAGAGCCCAUCAAGGUACGAUGGCAAGCGCCGCUGCAUCAUUCACGGCGCGAUUGGAUCGGCAUCUACAGGGUCGGCGCCAACAAGUCAAGCUUGGUGACCAAGACAUCCUCAUUGGGCAUGUGGGUUCCUGUGCACGACGAGGAGUGGGACGGUGAUAUCCCACUGGAUCUCAAUAGAGCCAACCGACCGGAUAGUGACUCCGAAGGCGGUGAAGUGGUAUUCCAACAAGGCAGGCUGCCUUGGCAGACGGGUCGCUACGAGAUCCGAUAUCAUCAUGACGGCAAGUACAAUGUCAUGAGCCUGGAUGGUCCGUUCGAGGUGUACGUUGACAAACCAAACACAAUGGAUGUCGAAGCCGUUCGGAAGUGUCUCAUGCAUAUUGUCCCGCUCUGUCUGGAUUCGGACCCAUCUUUGAUCCCCCUCUCGUGCAAGUCGGAGGAGGAGCGUGCGGCUGUCGACACCCAAGAUGGGGCUCGGGACCCGGAUGAUUUCCGGUUCUGGUCAGAGAGGCAGGCGAAACGCAUCUCAAUAGUCAUCAAGCAGGCCUUCGACGUAGAACUCACGCCAGAAGUCAUCGUAGCCGAUGCCAACCUGACAGCCCUCGCAAACAGGAUUUCAGUUGCAGCUGAGCUUAUCUCAGCUUAGAGAAUGCAAACCCAAAAAGCGCGUCCAUGGUGUCUCAAGUCUAAUCAGGCUCAUACCACUUGUUGCUCGCCGUUGUGACGUGCCAUUUAUAUACCUUUUUGGGUGUGACUCUUUGUGGAUCCAUAGUGUCAGUGAUUAGAACCGCUUUAUUCGGAUCGCAUUUGACUUGAUCUGUAUCAACCUUUCGCGAGGUCUCCAAAAUUGUCUCAGAAGCAUUCAACUCCUUAAAUGCAUUGAGAGGCAUUGAUCGCGAUGCCGG